Molecule: messenger RNA, 672 nt
Organism: Protopterus annectens (West African lungfish)
Lineage: Eukaryota; Metazoa; Chordata; Ceratodontiformes; Protopteridae
Product: sericin-2-like
Exons: 3
Coding region: 1-672 (223 amino acids)
Source: RefSeq, a predicted model, not a curated record
AUGUUCGAAGUUGUCAUACUUCGACUCUGUAAUAUAGUUAGCAGUGGAAGUAGUAGUAGUAGUAAUAGCAGUAGUAGAAUUAAUAGUUGUAGAAUUAGUAGUAGUAACAGUAAUACCAGCAAUAAUAGUAGUAGCAACAAUAGCAGAAGCAGUAGUAGUAUUACUGGUAGAAGCAGCAGGAGCAGUAGUAGUAGUAGCAGUGGUAGUAGUAGUAGUAACAGUAGUAAUAGAAGUAGCAGUGGUAGUGGCAGUGGUUGUAGUAACAGUAAUAGUUGCAGUAGAAGCAAAAAUAGUAGUAAAAGUAGUAGCAGAAGUAGUAGUAGUAGUACUAGUAGAAGGGGUGAUCCUGACAGUGAAAGUGUGAGACUUCUACCUCCUGAUGUCAGAGCAUCAUCAGACUCUGAUGAUAAUGGUGGCCAAACAGAGACACAGCCAGGGAGUGUGGAGGUUGUAUCUGACACUAAGGUUGACGUGCAGCCAUCCCCUGAAAUUUCAUCAGACACAGCCAGUAGGCUUACACCUACCGAUUCCAGUGUGCCCUUGGAUAUUGGACAGGGUUAUGGGUCAUCAACACAAUCCGGCCUAUAUAGCUGCAGAGGAGCAGGAAAUAUAGGCCAGCCUGGUGCAGCUGUACAACCUGCUCUUUUCCAGGGCCAACCAGCACCAGCAUGA